UCCGGAAGGAAGCCCAGCGGCUGACCAUGGCGACCGCCGCGGAGCAGUGGGUGCUGGUGGAGAUGGUCCAGGCGCUCUACGAGGCUCCAGCUUACCAUCUUAUUUUGGAAGGAAUUCUAAUUCUCUGGAUAAUCAGACUUCUGUUCUCUAAAACUUACAAGCUGCAAGAACGAUCUGAUCUCACAGUCAAGGAAAAGGAAGAACUGAUUGAGGAGUGGCAGCCAGAGCCUCUCGUUCCUCCUGUCCCAAGCGACCACCCCGCCCUCAACUACAACAUCGUCUCAGGCCCUCCGAGCCACAACAUUGUGGUGAACGGGAAAAAAUGUGUCAACUUCGCCUCGUUUAACUUUCUUGGACUACUGGACAACCCUCGGGUCAAGGCAGCGGCUCUGGCGUCUCUGAGGAAGUACGGCGUGGGGACCUGCGGGCCGAGAGGGUUUUAUGGCACGUUCGAUGUGCACUUGGACCUCGAGGACCGCCUGGCAAAGUUCAUGCAGACGGAAGAAGCCAUUAUCUACUCGUACGGGUUCGCCACCAUCGCCAGCGCCAUCCCCGCCUACUCCAAGAGAGGGGACAUUGUGUUCGUGGACAGAGCUGCGUGCUUUGCUAUUCAGAAAGGAUUACAGGCGUCACGUAGUGACAUUCAGUUGUUUAACCAUAACGAUGUGGCAGACCUGGAGCGACUACUAAAAGAACAAGAGAUCGAAGAUCAAAAGAACCCUCGCAAGGCCCGGGUCACACGGCGAUUCAUCGUAGUGGAAGGGCUGUACAUGAACACAGGAACGAUUUGUCCUCUCCCAGAGCUGGUGAAGUUGAAGUACAAAUACAAAGCAAGGAUCUUCCUGGAGGAAAGCCUCUCGUUCGGAGUCCUGGGGGAGCAUGGUCGAGGAGUCACCGAGCAUUUCGGAAUCAGCAUUGAUGACAUUGACCUUAUCAGUGCCAACAUGGAGAACUCCCUUGCUUCUAUCGGAGGUUUCUGCUGUGGCAGAUCUUUUGUGAUUGACCAUCAGCGACUCUCGGGCCAGGGGUACUGCUUUUCGGCCUCGCUGCCCCCAUUGCUGGCCGCCGCCGCGAUCGAGGCUCUCAACAUCAUGGAGGAGAACCCAGCUAUUUUUUCACUGUUGAAGGAGAAGUGCAAACGAAUUCAUAAAGCGUUACAGGGCAUUUCGGGGCUGAAAGUGGUGGGGGAGCCCCUCUCCCCCGCGGUCCACCUGCAGCUGCAAGAGAGCUCCGGGUCCCGGGAAGGCGACGUGAAGCUGCUUCAGGAGAUCGUGAACCACUGCGUGGACCGCGGCAUCGCGUUAACCCAGGCCCGCUACCUGGAGAAGGAGGAGAGGUGGCUCCCUCCCCCAAGCAUCAGGGUCGUCGUCACCGUGGAGCAAACAGACGAAGAGCUGGAGAGGGCCGCCCGCACAAUCCAGGAGGCGGCCCAGGCCGUGCUGCUGUAGGGGCCCCGGGGCCAGCAGACAGCCGUGGGCCACGCCGCUCUCGUGGGCCUCCGCCUCGCCGCCCAGGGACCUGGGAGAGGCCCGCAGGUACCUGGCGGGGUGGCCACCGACCGUGUGGGUGUGGCCUCAGCGGAUAGCCCCGAGAAGGAUGCUGUUAUUGAAACACACACACACACACACACACACACACACACACACAAAAUCUAAAAGCCCAGGAACUGAUUUUUUUAAGAAGAAAACUAAUGAUAGCAAAUAGCUGGUAUUUAAAUUGUGCGGUUUAGUACUAUUUAAAUGUUUUAUUAUACUAGUGUUUUAUAUUCUUUUGUUGUUGCCGUUUAAAAAUGGAGCUUCAGGUUGUCUUUUCUCCCUAUAAUAGUAGUUGUGCGAGCACUCCUCACGUGUCUAGGGGCGUGCCUCUGCAGCGUCAAGGUCAGGGAGUGCCUCACUGUCUGGGACACAGACCGCGUUUGCGAGGACCUGAUUCAGCCCCGUCUCACUCGGUCUGCGUCCUGUGACGCUCGGUGGCGGCUAAUACACAAGGAACCGCUUUUUGUGCAAUUAUGAUAACUUUUCAUCCUAUUUGAAUCCUAAAGUUUUUAUAUACACUAAAUAUUGACGUUACUCCAUUUCUAACAGCUGAUCUUGGCGUCCCUAACUGGAGAACAAAUAGUCAUUAUAUUUCCUAAGUGAACAAUAGUUUAAAUCAAAUACUAUUUUAUCUUAAUAUAAUUGACCUUCACAUUUAUUAUGCGUUGACUUCUAAUCUGCUUGAGGAGGAGGGUUACUGUGAUGAUCCCAGAGUAGAAAUCACGUCCUGGAUACUUUAGAAUAUCUUGAAUGUAUUCCUGUUUUGUAGAGUGGGUUUGCCUAAGGACAUAUAAUUACAGUCUUUUCUAAGCUAGGGAAAAUUAUUUUUUUUUUCAGCUUAUGAAUUCCACAUAUCUAAAAAUGUGAAUACAUUAAAAAUAAAGUUUUUAAGCUGUACUUUAGCUAUCUGUGUUUUCUCGUGCUCUGUGCUGCAGGCAGUGUGUGAGUAUUACACCAUUGUUUCUUCUCAUAGUGAAGGUAAAGGAAUAAAGUUGUUAAAAGGAAAAGUAAUAAUACCAUUUUAUAAUCUGUUCGUAUUAAAGGGUCUUCAGCGUCUUUUUAAAUAACGUAUUUUUUAAUGUUCAGUUUCUGUUUCGCUUGAGGUAUCUUGUACACAUGUGUCUGUGAUCGCUGCUGCUUAAAGGACACGGUGCUCUCUUUGCGGGAUGAUCUUUUCAUUAAUUUUUUAAUGAAAUAAACCUACGUUCUUGAUAAUCA
Messenger RNA from Hyaena hyaena (striped hyena), 2753 nucleotides. RefSeq names its product serine palmitoyltransferase long chain base subunit 1 (gene SPTLC1). Gene Ontology annotation, cellular component: endoplasmic reticulum. Gene Ontology annotation, molecular function: serine C-palmitoyltransferase activity; pyridoxal phosphate binding. The transcript is spliced from 15 exons. Gene Ontology annotation, biological process: sphingosine biosynthetic process; ceramide biosynthetic process. Lineage: Eukaryota; Metazoa; Chordata; Mammalia; Carnivora; Hyaenidae. Bases 27 to 1448 code for a protein of 473 amino acids. The record is from RefSeq and is a predicted model, not a curated record.